This is a messenger RNA of Adineta steineri, 3213 nucleotides long. NCBI's taxonomy places the organism in Eukaryota, Metazoa, Rotifera, Eurotatoria, Adinetida, Adinetidae. The record is from the annotation of a GenBank genome assembly.
AUGCAAUCGAAUCGUAUAAACAUCGUAAAUACUAACUCGACAUCCGUUAGCAUACGAACUGAAAACGAAAAACCAACAUGGCAAGAGCUUGUCGAAGAAAAAGUAAAAAAGUACUCGUCCUUGGUAGGUGUAACAUGUCACAUAUAUUCGUCUUCCAUGAACAAUGUUGAUAAUGAGACGAAGAAAUGUCCUUGUGGUCGACUACCCAGACGUCACAGUUUUGAUGAUAAACCUCACACAGAACAUGCUGACAAAUCCACCGUCGAAGAUGACGAUUUUAUCGCUGUAACACCGCUCACGGUUUUUGGACAACUUGGACAGUUUGGCAAUGGUGCUCGAACAUCACGUAGAAUACACCAAGCUGUUUGGACGAAGAUUGGUGGAAAAAAUGUACCGAUAACUUUAGAUUGGAAUGAAGACGAUACACUUGAUAAAUAUCAUACUCAUUUUCUUCUACUGGAUAAUGGCCGUGUAGGAGAAUAUCUUGAUGAUCGUCCUCGCUCUGAUUUCGUCGAGGCUUUAUGCGAUAAAAGAAAAUGUCAAGCUGUUACAAUCAUUAUUGAAGGUGGCCCAAACACACUUGAAGUCAUUAAAAAGGAUUUGCUAAAGAAGCGACCAGUGAUUAUUAUUCAAGGUAGUGGUCGUUUAGCGAAUGCACUCAGUACAUUGAUCGAAGUUUUCAAUAAGAAGAAAGCACUUGAUGAUGAUGAAGUCAAACAUCAACUGACCGCAUUCCUUCCAGAAUUCGAAUCUGAAUUCAAUGAAGAUGAGCAAAACUUAUUUAUAUCCCGUAUAAAGGAAAUAUUGACAGCAGAAUAUCGUAAAUAUCUCCAUGUAUGCAAACUAGAACGUAAUACAAGUCUUACGGACAUGAUUCUCAAAGCUGUGGAUAGCGAUCAACUUGAUGAAACUCAACAAGCAGAUUUCUUAGAAUUAGCUGUUCGUUGGAAUUAUGUAGAUCGAACUCAAUCCAUUUCAAAACGGUCAGAAACAGAUGUAAGCCUCGAUCCUCGUUUGUUUCAACACGCACUUAUAGAAAAUCGACCAGUAUUUGUUGAUUAUUUUCUACGACGAUAUCAUAAUCCUCUUCAAACAACUAACUACGUAGAAGAGGGAAAUUCAACGAAGAAGGAUAGCACAUCCGCUGCAUCAUCAGUACAAAGAGAAGACGAUGCAGAUGUGAUCUUUAGAGAAAACGUCUCGCGCACUGCAUACGCUUUCGAAGUUAUUCUUAAUGAACUGUAUCCGUCCAUUGAAACGCGGCCUGCUGAUCGUUGGAUUAUUCCGAAAACAAUAGAACAACUUGAUGCUAAUUAUAAGGACAUUAUAGGACCGUACACAAAAUCACUCUAUUUUAAACAAGAUGCAGCUAGUCGAAUAUUAUCAACUCUACAGUCGUUAUGUCAUUGGAUUUCUUGCGGUGAAAAAGAUGAUAAACAAACGAAAUCUGGCAUUGAUCAGCUGCAGAAGUCCGUGAUUCAAUGUUCUAAUAAAUCUUUUGACAAACAAGACAUGUUGCGCGAACUUUUCGUAUGGAGUGUGUAUGCAGGUUAUCCGGAUAUUGCUUUUGUUCUUCUUCUACAAAUUGAAUCGCGAAUUGCUGCAGCACUGAUUGGAGUGCGUAUAGCACAACGUAUUUCAUUAUUUGCUAAUAGCUUGGAUCUACGCCACAAAUAUAGUCAACAAGCAAAAGAUUAUGAAGAAUAUGCAAAAGCAUGUAUUAUAGCGUGUUAUCAACAUAACGAACGAUUGGCUUGUCAACUUUUAGUACGCGAGAAUCCAUUAUUUGGAGACGUGACUUGUAUGCAACUAAUUAUUGCAUCUCGUAGUAAACCAGUUACAAACACGAACUGUUUUAUUGAAGCCCUUAAUAAGGAAUGGUUUGGGCAAAUGGUUGGUACGACAACUGAAACCGUAAGAUCAAAAUUCGAGUUUAUGAUUAGUCUAAUAACAUUUGGAUUAACCUCACCAUUUUUAAUGACAUAUCGUGAAGCAAAUACUGAUAACAACAAAUUGCAAGACCAUGUGAUCUAUGUAUGGUUUCUAUUAGUAUUUAGUUAUAUGAUGUUAUUCCAUAUGAGAUCUGAUGAAGAUCGAAGUGAUUGGACAAAAAUUUAUUUGAUUAUUACUGUUUCGACAAUGGUUAUAGAAGACUGUCGUCGACUGGUCGUUAAUUAUCAUACUCAAAUGAUGGAAACAUGGAACUGGUUAGAUUCAUGGUUCUUACCUUUAUAUGCAAUGCAAUAUAUUCUUUUUUAUAUCGGUAUAAUAUGUUACUACCAAUCAGAGAAUCAAGCUCAACUAUUUACAACUGCUAGAAUUAUUCUUGCCAUUGAUCUUGAACUUUGGUACCUUUUCUCAUUACGUUUUGUUAGUGCUAUAAAACUGUUAGGUCCGAAACUCGUCAUGAUUCGAAACAUGACACGCGACCUGGCGGCUUUUAUUUAUAUAAUUUUUGUGUGUAUUGCUGUUUAUGGCGUAGUAUCACGUGCUCUAGUUAUGUAUGAUACAUUGGAUUUUACUGCUAAAAGUAUUUUCACCGGUAUCUUCUAUCAACCUUACUGGUUAUUGUACUCCGAGGCCGAUGCUGAGCUAGGCAAUCUUGACGCCAUUAUCAAUGGAACUAAUUCAGAAAUGGCUGCAGAAGCAACUGUAAAUCAGGUUCUAUUGGCUUUUCAUAUGAUUUUGAUUAACAUUCUGAUUCUUAAUUUACUUAUUGCUGUUUUUAAUUUUACUAUCAAUGAUGUUCAAGAGAAGAACGAAUAUUUUUGGCGUUAUCAACGCUAUGAAUUAACUCGUGAUUAUUUUGAGAAACCAAUAUUAGUUCAUCCGCCUCUUUCACUCAUUGCUUAUGUUAUAUGGCUAUUACGAGAAUUCUUCCCUAGUGGCACAACUUUUCGAGUAUUCAAAUUUCUUCGUAAUACGUCUAAUAUGGAUUCUCAUUGGACUGAAUUUGAAAAUGCUGCAACUUAUGAACAUGCACGUAAUUUUGUCGAAAAAAAAUAUCGAGAAAAAGACGAAGUUAACAUGUCAACAUUACAAGCGCAAAUAAAUGCGUUGAAGGAUGAAAACGAACAAAUUCGACGUGAUACUAGUGAAAUAAAAAAUCGAGUGACGACUAGCACGAAUUGGAUAAUGAAAGCAAUGGCUCGUGUAAAGAUGUCACACGAUCCACUACCUAUCUUCGAACAUCAAACAAGUAGCGAUGCAUGA